UUCGGCGCCGGGCUGUUUACUUGUCAUUUACAUUUUGGGGUGUUUUGUUUACAAACAGAUCGAGAACAGGCGUGGGACGCGGUCAUGUCUACAACAAACGCCGGUAAACAAACCAUUGUACAUUGGUUUCGCAAGGGUCAACGAAUCCAUGACAAUCCCCCAUUGAAGAAAGCAUGUGCGCUGGUGAAUGCCAAUCCCGAAAAAUAUGUUCUUCGCCCGAUAUUCAUUCUGGAUCCAGGGAUUCCACGUUGGAUGACAGUUGGCGCCAAUCGGUUUCGGUUUCUACAGGAAUCUCUCGUGCAGUUUAAUGAUAAUUUGAAAGCUAUAAAUUCGAGGUUGUACGUGGUCAGAGGCACACCAAGUGAUGUAUUUCCGCGACUGUUUGAAGAGUGGCGUGUGAAAGUUUUAACGUUUGAGUCCGAUAUAGAGCCCUACGCCAAGAAGCGAGAUGCCGAGGUGAGGAAGCUGGCGGAUGAGUGUGAUGUGGAGGUGAUUGUGGAGAACUCCCAUACUAUAUACGACCCGUAUAAAGUCCUGAUGCUUAAUUCGGGGCGCCCAAUUAUCAAUUACCGAUCCUUCCAAGCAGUUAUUGCAAAGUUACCAGCUGCUGAGCCUGUUCCGACUCCUGAUCCUAUCAAAUGCAGCCCUCCACUUAAAGAUUUCAUAGAAGAGAAGAAUGGGGUUUGUUACGACGUUCCAUCACUAGAGCAGAUAGGAGUCGAUGUCAACUCUCUGGGUCCUAGCAAGUUCCCUGGUGGAGAAACAGAAGCGCUUUCCCGUAUGGAACACCAUUUGAAGAACACGGAAUGGAUAUGCUCCUUCGAGGAACCGAACACGUUCCCAAACUCACUCGAACCGAGCACGACAGUCUUGAGCCCAUAUCUUAAAUUUGGCUGCCUGAGCUCCCGCCUCUUCUAUAAAUGAUUGACAGAGAUCCUCGCCAAAAACAAGAAGCAUUCAAAGCCUCCAGUGUCGCUCGUUGGGCAGCUGUUAUGGCGUGAGUUUUACUACAGUGCCGCAGCAGGGGAACCGAACUUCGACAAAAUGGAGGGGAAUCGGAUUUGUUACCAAAUUCCCUGGACAUCCAACCCAGAGUAUUUAGAAGCUUGGACCUAUGGGCGAACUGGGUACCCUUUCAUCGAUGCCAUAAUGCGUCAACUGCGCCAAGAAGGCUGGAUACACCACUUGGCUCGACAUGCUGUUGCAUGCUUUCUUACUCGAGGCGAUCUAUGGAUAUCCUGGGAAGAGGGACAGAAAGUCUUUGAAGAAUUGCUUCUGGAUGCCGACUGGGCACUGAAUGCGGGAAAUUGGAUGUGGCUUUCAGCGUCUGCGUUCUUCUAUCAAUAUUUUCGCGUUUAUAGUCCUGUGGUUUUCGGCAAGAAGACGGACAAAGACGGGAAAUACAUCAGAAAGUAUGUUCCAGAGUUGAAGAAUUAUCCAGCAUCGUUGAUCUAUGAACCGUGGAAAGCAACUGUAGCGCAACAGAAAUUGUAUGGCUGUGUUGUUGGAAAGGAUUAUCCAAAGCGAAUUGUUGUACAUGAAGAGGUUUACAAGAAGAACUUGGAGAAGAUGUCCAAGGCCUACAAAGUUAACAAGGAGCUACUUGCGAAAGGCAAGGAGGAAACAGGGUAUGGUGUAAGUUCGAAAGCUUCUGGGGUUAAGAGGAAGUACGAGGAAGAUGAAGAUGAAUGUUAGUUGAAUUCGGGUUAUUAAUUUGGUUACAUGAACAAUUGCAUUAUUCUAGCAUAUUGUUUUGAAUUGUUGUUUGCUUCCUAAUUUAUUGAAUUUGUUUACUCACAUUUGAAAAUUGAAU
Molecule: messenger RNA, 1813 nt
Organism: Hermetia illucens (black soldier fly)
Lineage: Eukaryota; Metazoa; Arthropoda; Insecta; Diptera; Stratiomyidae
Gene: phr6-4
Product: cryptochrome-1
Exons: 1
Biological process (GO): entrainment of circadian clock by photoperiod; circadian regulation of gene expression
Cellular component (GO): cytoplasm; nucleus
Molecular function (GO): FAD binding; DNA binding
Source: RefSeq, a predicted model, not a curated record